Messenger RNA from Coffea arabica (coffee), 4869 nucleotides. Its product is annotated as transcription initiation factor TFIID subunit 2. Gene Ontology annotation, biological process: transcription initiation at RNA polymerase II promoter. Gene Ontology annotation, molecular function: transcription cis-regulatory region binding; metallopeptidase activity; chromatin binding. The record is from RefSeq and is a predicted model, not a curated record. Gene Ontology annotation, cellular component: transcription factor TFIID complex. NCBI's taxonomy places the organism in Eukaryota, Viridiplantae, Streptophyta, Magnoliopsida, Gentianales, Rubiaceae.
GAGAGAGAUUGAAUUCACAAUAAAUGCUGGCAUGGCGAAGCCCAAAAAGUCUAAAAAUGAAGAGCAGAAACCUGAUAAUUCCGAGGCAGUGGUCAAGCACCAGAAGCUUUGUUUAUCAAUCGAUAUGGAAAAGCGUCGAAUCUACGGUUACACUGAGCUUGAAAUAAUCGUACCGGAGAAUGGGAUAGUGGGUUUGCAUGCAGAUAAUCUGGCAAUCGAGAGUGUAACAGUUGAUGGAGAGCCAGCUCAUUUUGAAGUUUUCCCUCAUUAUCUAAAUCUGGAUAAUGGAGAUAGAUGGUGCUCUGUCUCAACAGCUACUUCAGCUGCUGAUGCAGCAGGAUCUGUUUAUCUAUCGUCUCUUGAAAGAGAGCUGGUUCCUAAUUUGCUGAUAAUGUGUAGUAAGUCUGCCAAGCCAGAUGGGGAACGACAAGGACAAAUAGAGCUUGACAAUGAAUCACAACCAUCAGCUGAGAGCACUCAGAAUUUAAAGAUGGUUCGGAUUGAGUAUUGGGUGGAGAAAGCAGAAACAGGAAUUCACUUUGACCAUAAUGUUCUGCACACUGAUAACCAAAUCAGGCGUGCCCGUUGCUGGUUCCCAUGCAUGGAUGACAAUUUGCAGCAUUGCAGCUAUGAUCUGGAAUUUACGGUGGCUUGCAACUUUGUGGCGGUCAGCUCAGGAACUUUACUCUAUCAGGUCUUGAGCAAGGAGGAUCCCCCACGGAAAACAUACGUCUACAAACUAAAUAUUCCUGUUGCUGCUAGAUGGAUAUCCUUGGCAGUUGCACCUUUUGAAAUUGUUCCUGAUCGCCACAAUGCAUUGCUGUCACAUAUCUGUCUACCUACUAACUUGUCAAAGUUGCAGAACACUCUGGGAUUUUUCCACAGUGCUUUCAGCUACUAUGAGGAAUACCUCUCUGCCUCGUUUCCAUUUGGGUGCUAUGCACAAGUUUUUAUUGCUCCUGAGAUGGCAAUAUCCUCUUUGAGUCUGGGAGCCUCUAUUAGCAUCUUUAGUUCUCAAUUGCUGUUUGAUGAGAAAGUCAUUGAUCAGACGAUUGAAACCAGGAUUAAACUAGCUUAUGCUCUUGCAAGACAGUGGUUUGGUGUAUAUAUCACCCCUGAAGCACCAACUGAUGAUUGGUUGCUGGAUGGUCUUGCUGGGUUUCUGACUGAUUCAUUCGUUAAGCGUUUCCUGGGAAAUAAUGAAGCACGUUAUAGGCGAUAUAAGGCCAAUUGUGGUGUCUGUGGGGCGGAUGAUAGUGGUGCAACUGCCUUAUGCUCAUCGGCUUCUUCAAAAGAUCUGUAUGGAACUCAGUGCUUUGGUUUCUAUGGAAAAAUAAGAUCAUGGAAGUCUGUUGCGGUCCUUCAAAUGUUGGAAAAGCAAAUGGGUCCUGAGUCGUUCCGAAAAAUUCUUCAAGUAAUAGUUGUCCGUGCUCAAGAUACAAGUCGUCCUUUGAGAACUCUCAGCACUAAGGAGUUUCGACACUUUGCAAACAAAGUUGGUAAUCUUGAGCGUCCUUUUCUUAAGGAGUUUUUUCCUCGUUGGGUUGGAUCUUGUGGCUGUCCAGUGCUUAAGAUGGGAUUCUCAUAUAACAAAAGGAAGAAUAUGAUUGAAUUGGCUGUACUGAGGGGGUGUACAGCUAGGCCAGAUCCAACUGCAGCGCUUUCUAAUGCAAAUCCUGAUUCUGAAAAAAGAGAGGGUGAUGUUGGAUGGCCUGGCAUGAUGAGCAUACGAGUCCAUGAGCUUGAUGGCAUGUAUGACCAUCCGAUUCUACCAAUGGCUGGAGAUUCCUGGCAGCUGCUUGAGAUACAGUGUCACUCAAAACUUGCCGCUAAACGCUUUCAAAAACCUAGAAAGGGUUUGAAACCAGAUGGUUCUGAUGAUAAUGGUGACUCUGUGCCAGCUUUAGAUAUACGUUCAAAUUCAGAUUCACCCCUUUUGUGGCUGAGGGCUGAUCCAGAAAUGGAAUAUCUCGCUGAGAUUCACUUUAAUCAACCUGUACAAAUGUGGGUAAAUCAACUGGAGAAGGACAAAGAUGUUGUUGCACAGGCACAAGCAAUAGCUAUGUUGGAGGCAUUGCCACAACAGUCCUUCUCUAUUAUCAAUGCUUUGAAUAAUUUUCUUACUGACACAAAGGCUUUCUGGAGAAUCCGGAUUGAGGCGGCAUUCGCAUUGGCUAUUACUGCUUCUGAGGAAACGGAUUGGGCUGGCUUACUCCAUCUGAUUAAAUUUUAUAAAAGCAGGAGAUUCGACCCUGAUAUUGGACUCCCCAAGCCAAAUGAUUUUCAUGAUUUUCAGGAGUACUUUGUACUUGAGGUUAUUCCAUUAGCAAUAGCUACGGUCAGGACAGCAGAUAAGAAAAGUCCCAGAGAAGCUGUGGAAUUCAUUUUGCAGCUUUUGAAGUACAACGACAACAAUGGGAAUUUCUACUCUGAUGUCUUUUGGCUUGCUGCAUUGGUUCAGUCCAUUGGCGAACUUGAAUUUGGGCAACAGACUAUAAUCUACUUGUCCUCCCUUCUCAAGCGCCUCGACCGACUUUUGCACUUCGACAGGCUAAUGCCAAGCUACAAUGGAAUUUUGACUAUCAGUUGUAUUCGAUCAUUGACUCAAAUUGCAAUCAAGCUUUCAGAAUUUGUUCCUCUUGAUCGCGUAAUUGAACUAAUUCAGCCAUUCCGUACUUUUAAGGCUGUAUGGCAAGUUCGUGUUGAAGCAGGUAGAGCACUCCUUGAUCUUGAGUUUCAGUCUGCUGGCAUUGAUGCAGCAUUGACGUUGUUCAUAAAAUAUUUGAAUGAAGAAUCAUCUUUAAGAGGACAAGUAAAGCUAGGUGUGCAUGCUUUGCGAUUAUGCCAGAUGAGAACUGGAUCUGAUCCUGACAAUGAUGUAAAGAGUGAUACUCUUGUGGCUUUGCUUCGCUUGCUUGAGAGCCCCAUGUCAUUCAACAAUAUUACCCUUCGUCAUCACCUUUUCUGCAUUUUGCAAGUCUUAGCUCGAAGGGCACCUACCCUUUUUGGGGCACCAAGGGAUGAGACGCUGAGAAUGGGGCAUGCAGAAACUUGCAGUGAACUUAAGAACAUUUUUGCUGCUCUUGUCAAACAGUCUAAGCCUCCAGAACCCUCUCUGGAGGCUCUUGACCUUGAACGUGAUGGUGAUGGUUCAGUAUUUCCUGAGGCUUCUCAGGCGCGCGAUGUUCUCUCCAAUGGUCAUGAUUUGACAAAGGCUAUUGAUAUUGCUGAACCUGAUGGUCUGCUGGCUCCUGAAGCUAAUAGAGAAGCAGAUACUCAUCUUGGAAACAAUGAGCAGCGGAAUCGAGUGGCUGAACUUGGAGAAAGUGAUAUUUUCCUGCCAGAACCUGCAAAAGAACUACAGGCUCUCUCUGGAAGUGAUGAGCAAUCAAAGCCAGUGAUUGACCAAGCAAAUGAGAACAUGGUCAUUGCCAAGGCCGUUGACCCACCACAUGGGAACAUGGUCAUUGCCGAGGCCAUUGACCAACCGCGUGAGAACAUCGUCAUGACUGAGGCUGCUAAAGGAGCAGAAACACCAUCAAACAGUCGUGAACAAAUGAAGCCAGUUGCUGAACUUUUGCACGAUAAUUUAGUUGUUGCUGAAGUUUCCAAAGAGAAUGAUACUGUUUCCAAUGGUCUUGAGCGGAAGAAGCCAGUGUUCCGGUUUAAGGUCAAACAUUCUGCUGCUUCAAGCCGGGCAGAGGAUCCUGAUAAUGCAAUUCUUGAAAAGUCUCAAGAUGGGCAUGCUGAUGCUGAUAGAGGUGCAAGCAGUUCUGUCUCUGUUGACGCACCUCAAAAAAUUGUUGCUGAGACAUUUAGCACAGGCAAUCAGAACCUUGAGGAUGUGAAUUCGAGCCAUGAUGUGGGGUCUCGGGUAACUGCUAGCAUAGGCAGUGCCAAACUUGCAGCUGAUGAUGUGAAGGAACUGCAGUGCACAGCUGAUUCAAGCAAAGUUUAUCUGGUAUCACCGCCAGGUGAUCACAUAUCUACGAGCAUUGUGAAAGAUGAUCAUUUAGAGAUGAUGAGUAACAAAUAUGCAAGUUUAAAAUCUCUGACUGUGAAUGGACCCGGUCCCGAGACCAGUUCUUUGGUCAAAGAGAGGGACAAGAAAAAAGAUAAGAAGCAACAUAAAGAAAAGAAGCGGAAACGGGAUGAGCACAAAGGUCACCGAAAUGACCCAGAAUACUUGGAGCGGAAGCGUCUAAAGAAGGAGAAGAAGCGGAAGGAAAAGGAGUUGUCAAAGCUCAUGAGUGAUGAGGCGAAGGCAUCCUCGUCAGUUGAAUUGCAGAGGAAGAAAGGGAUUCCAACAGGGAUUAGUAGGGAUGAGCAAGCGAGUCAAGUGGAGCACGAGAGAAGUAAUUAUGAUAGUGAAACUAGGUCAGCUGCAACUGGUGGGGAGGGAAAGGCACCUCCGGUGGGUUCGUAUAGGAAGAAGGACGAUUCCGGAUCUGGGGCAAGCAUGCAACCGAACCCACCAGGUGAGACGAGUGGAGCAAAGGUGGUAAUAAAGCCAUUGGAUAGUAGUGUAAAUGCAACCCAAAGUAGUUCUUCGCAUAGACUAAAAAUUAAAAUAAAGAAACGGACGCUUGAAAAACCAUCAUGAAUGUAAUCUAGUGUGAAAAUGAAAAAGCUAUUUUUUGUACUUUUUCUUCCUCCCGUGUAGUAUGGGAGCAGGGCCCUGAUUACAUGAAGCCCCCACCUGGCUUAUAUAUUCUAUUCUCAUCCCGUGAUUAUUGACGAUUGUAACUUCGCUUUCCAUGCAACAUCUUAAUUGCUUGGGAAACUAUAUGUAAUUAUUGGUCAGUGUCUAUUCAAUGCUAGAUAAGUUUUGCGGGGGCUAGGGCCGCAAGAUGGCGCAUUAAUUCUUCA